CGAGAAAUCGUUCUUGAUUGUCAUUGUCUGACCAACCUUACAUUCCCUAUUUCAACUUUCUCCUAAUUGGCUACCAUGCAUCUUUAUACUCUAGUACUAUCUCAAAGCCUUGUGGCAGCUGCGCAAAUGAUAUUCGUCUCCACAGGCAACCCUAUUCUCUCCGAUGGAUCGGUCUACUCGGCAGAUCCCGCUCCCCUGGUCGUCAACGACACACUAUAUAUCCUCUCAGGCCGCGAUGAAGCUCCUAUUGAUGUAAACGACUUUGUUAUGAAUGAAUGGCAAAUGUUCGUCAGUGCGAACCCCGACCCUGCUGGUAGUGACUGGCAGCUCUAUACCGAUAUUGCACGUCCAAAAUCGGUGUUCACCUGGGCCGCUGAGGGAACAGCUUACGCAAGCCAGAUCGUUCAGGGACCGGACGGAAGAUUCUACUUCUACGCUCCUGUGACGGAGGCCAACUCGGCGAACGCUGAUAGAUUUGCAAUUGGCGUUGCCGUUGGGGAUAGCCCUCUAGGCCCGUUUGCUGAUGCCCGCCCUGACGGGCCUAUCAUCUCGCAGUCGGUACCUUCGCCGGGGAAUAACAUCCAAAAUAUCGAUCCCACCGUGUUCAUAGAUGAUGAUGGCAGAGUAUACCUUUAUGAGGGUACUUUCGGUCAGCUCCGCGGGUUCGAGCUCGAAGACGACAUGGUGACUAUUAUCUCUUCGGCCACCACCGUCACCUCGUUGACUGGAUAUUUCGAAGCUCCAUGGCUCACGAAACGAGGCAGCACCUAUUACAUGAUUUACGCGGCCAACAAUGCUGGGGCAGAAUCGCCGUGUACUCCUACGUCAUACCACGCCUGUAUCGCGUAUGGUACGGCUAGCUCGCCCCUGGGACCUUGGACCUUCCAAGGUGUCGUGCUGGGCAUUGUGUCCUCCACUACAUCCCACCCUGGUGUCUUUAUUCUUGAUGAUACGUACUAUCUUGUCUACCAUACUGCCGAUGCUGAUGGCGGUGGCCAUUUCCGCCGCAGCAUCGCUUUUGACGAGAUGACCUUCGACGACAGCCAAUCGCCGCCACGUAUCAACAAAGUAAUCCAGACUCAUCGCCCAGAACCCGAGGCUGCACCGAACCGCAACAUUGCGCCGAGAGCAGUAGCAAGUUCUAUCAACACGACUCCUGUUCAGUACUGGGUUGCAUCCGUCAAUGACGCCAAGAUCCCAGGGAACCCGCUGCCGCCAGAUUACUGGUGCUCGUAUGACGGAACCGCGUCUCCUCAGACGAGUCAGCUCGUUCUCAGCUGGAAUACCACCGUGACAUUGAACGGUACGCGUAUGGCAUUUUUUGCGGACCAGCCAGCAGGUGCUGAUAUAGGCGUGCCACCACCUUCGAGCUGGAGUGUCGAGUAUCUCAAUUCUGGCGGCGCCUGGUCUGUCCAAGUUUAUAGUGAGUCGGAGCAGAGUGUUAGCAAGCCCAAAUGUAAGCUCGCAGGAAGACCAAGAGGCUGAAAGUCAUGAGUACAACAUGUUUGCUCUUGUAGUAGUCAAGAAAGGUGCAGAAGCAGUCUACCGAGUAUGCAUAGUUCAGUCGGACGGCGCCAGCUCUUUUGGUCACCAUUGCUGAAUCGAACACCAUGACUCAGCUUGAGCCACUGAACAGUGGAGGGUAGAACAAUUGUAUCUUAAAACGAUGUAGAAAACGCCGAAACUCUUAAAACAAUUGAUAUAAAUGUAUUAUAAGGGUAGUUCAGUUAGAAGAAACGACGCAGUUGUUUAG
Messenger RNA from Truncatella angustata, 1753 nucleotides. RefSeq names its product glycosyl hydrolase. Gene Ontology annotation, biological process: carbohydrate metabolic process. Bases 76 to 1485 code for a protein of 469 amino acids. The record is from RefSeq and is a predicted model, not a curated record. NCBI's taxonomy places the organism in Eukaryota, Fungi, Ascomycota, Sordariomycetes, Amphisphaeriales, Sporocadaceae. Gene Ontology annotation, molecular function: hydrolase activity, hydrolyzing O-glycosyl compounds. The transcript has 2 exons.